UGGGGUAAACAGUACUAUCGAGAUCAAACAAAAUGGGUGACCACACAGAACAGACAAAUCAGAAACAGAUGUCCGCCAAGGAUGAGUAUUUUGCCAAGCUGGCUAAGUGGGUCGAAGAAACCAACAGAAUCCAGACUUUCAAUGCAAUGCUAUCGUACUACAUGUGGAUGAACUAUUUUCAGCAAUUGGCGAUGGCUCGUCCAGUGACCGAAAGGGAAUCAACUCCCUUGGUUGAGGAACCAGAAGAACCACGUCGCAAUGUAUUCGUGAUGGCGCCCAUGUGGAAACGUAUUGCAGCGGAAGCAAUUGAUAGGACCUUAAUUCUAUUCCUGGUGAUCAUCAUUGCACGUGUGGCAUCCAGGAUCUUUUUCGGUAUCGCAUCGUUGGACUCUUUCGGGCUGUUCAACGAACCUGUGAUGCUGUUAUUUCUAUUCGAAAUUCCUCGCUGCUUUAUCGAGGCGCUGUGGUGCUUUGGUUACGAUGGACUCACUCCCGGAAAACUAUUAUUGGGUCUAUGUGUCGUUGAGGGCGAGAUCAUAAUUCCACUUCAGGUGCGACAUCACUUGGUUCUCAUUACCCGGAUUCAACCGCCCUCGCUGUCGAACUGCAUCAUUCGCGUCCUGGUCAAGAACCUCGUGCCAAUAUUUUUCCUACCCAUGUUCCUCAGGGACAAUCGCACUCCUCAAGAUAUCUUGACCAAGACCGUUGUGUUGGAGCUCCGCGCACUAAUACUUCUGAACUGAUUUUCAAGCAUAUGCAAGCCGACUGUCUUAAUAAAGCUUUGAUAAUCAAUGCCCGAAAA
Messenger RNA from Drosophila elegans, 802 nucleotides. Its product is annotated as protein FAM8A1-like. NCBI's taxonomy places the organism in Eukaryota, Metazoa, Arthropoda, Insecta, Diptera, Drosophilidae. The transcript is spliced from 2 exons. The record is from RefSeq and is a predicted model, not a curated record. Bases 33 to 743 code for a protein of 236 amino acids.